Oncorhynchus mykiss (rainbow trout) is the source of this 3335-nucleotide messenger RNA. The record is from RefSeq and is a predicted model, not a curated record. NCBI's taxonomy places the organism in Eukaryota, Metazoa, Chordata, Actinopteri, Salmoniformes, Salmonidae.
ACGUCAGGACAGUGAAAGACUCCAGCCUAUCCUCUCUGAACAAUCAAAGGCAAUGGUCCUUACGGAGUCGCGGUUUACGAGGGAGACUUUUUCACUGCAAAAGCCAGGGAAUUAAACACUCACUGUUGGAAUGAACCAGAGCCCAGUCAGUAGUCGCUAUGGAUUAAAACGGAAACAGUUGUGAUGGCUGUAAAUGUGAAAAAGUAGUCAGAACAUCUACAGAGCAGCAAGACCGUCAGCAAGCAGCUAGAUGCACGAUCCUUGCUAGUAUGAGCGAGCCGAACGGUCACAAACCUGGCUGCAGUCACAAUUCCUCAAUAUUUUAACUCAACCAGCCUCGUGAAACCUUGAACGACUUUUGCUACUUUCAAUUCCGAACAGUCCAAAGUCGGCUACAUUUUUGAUUCUGACAGAAUUAUGGCGGGGAAGCUGACAGCAGGCUCGGGAAUACUGCUCGUGACAGCCAACGUUGGAUCGCUCUUUGAAGAUCUCGAUAACCUACAGAAGACAUGGCUGCGGGAAUUCUACCAGACUGUCCAAUCACACAAGCCCCACUUCAUCGCAGUGCACUGUCAGGAGGUGGGCGGGAAGAACUACGAAGCGUCCAUGGCACACGUAGAUUGUUUUGUCAAAGAGCUGCUGUCCAGUGAUGCCAUGAAGGAGUACAGCAGAGCCCGUGUCUACCUCGACGAGAACUACAAAUCCCAGGAACAUUUCACAGCACUAGGAAGUUGCUACUUUCUUCACGAGUCCUUGAAAAACAUCCACCAGUUUGAUUUCAAAGCCAAGAAAUUCAAGAAGGUGGUUGGGAAAGAGAUCUACUCAGACACUCUAGAGAGCACAUCCAUGUUGGAGAAGGAGAAGUUUCCUCAGGACUACUUCCCUGAGUGCAAGUGGUCCAGAAAAGGCUUCAUCAGGACGAGAUGGGCUCUGGCUGACUGUGCCUUUGACCUGGUCAACAUCCACCUGUUCCACGAUGCCUCCAACAUACUGGCCCGGGAGAAGAGCCCCUCUGUCUACUCCGGGAUGAGACAGAAGGCCCUUGGCUUUGUUUUAGACAGGAUCACUGACCAGCGGUUUGAGAAGGUGCCAUAUUUUGUCUUUGGGGACUUCAACUUCAGGUUGGAUACAAGGCAGGUUAUCGAGAGUCUGUGUUCCACUGCCACCAUGCAGACGGUCAGAGUAGGUGACACCAAUGAAGUCGAGAAGCUAAUAUUCAGAGAAUCAGAGAACGAUCGCAAGGUUGUACUUCAACUUGAAAAGAAGCUUUUUAAUUAUAUCAACCAGGACGUUUUCCGGGAAAACAAUGGGGCCCUGUUUUUACAGUUUGACAGUGAGCUGUCCUGUUUCAAGGAACGGCUGCACGAGCUGGAGAUCUCCUUUCCUCCCAGAUCGUCAGGAACAGUCGGAGUUGGAGGGGAAUGUGGAGCCAUUAUCCUGGCGGCACUUGUGGAAGGGGGUUAUCCGUACAGUGAAGACAGCAGUCAGGGAAAGCAGUACAUGGACACCAGAUGCCCUGCCUGGUGUGACCGUGUCCUCAUGUCUGCUACAGCUAAAGACCUGGUCUUAAAGCCUGAAAAUGAGGAGAAAUACUUGGUCUACGACAAUAUAGGGCCCAAUGUCUGCAUGGGGGACCACAAGCCUGUCUACCUGUCGUUUCGAUUAACAGCCGGGGCAGGUAAACCUAAUGCAAAUAAGCACAAGUGUUGUAACGUGCAGUGAUGUCGUGGGAAGUGGUGCCAAAGGGUGGAGAAGAUCUCUGCCUGAAGGGCCUCUGUGAUAAGAACCAAGAGUUGGACACCAACACACACACAAACACACACACGGAAGACCCUAUACAGACUGUUCAGCAGUGCUGACCAGUUGCAGUCGUUCUAACACUUCAUCCAUACAAGCUGUUGUUUUUCCACACAACACAUCAGUAUCUGGACUUCCCACCCGAGAGACGUUUGAGAUAAGACACACCUCACUGACCUUACCAUUGCUACGCGCACCCCAUUCCCCCGGAAGAAGGAAAAAAACUAUUUUACAGCCUUGUUGCCAAAACUCUAGUAGAAAUCAGUCUUAACUACGUUAUUUUAGAUACCAUACUUGCAAUUGUAGGUAUGUCUCUAUGUAUAGAAGCUACUUCCAUACAGUAUGUAAGAUGUUUUUAAAAAGUGCAAUGCAAAAAAAAAAAUAGUAUAUCUAUAUUGUUAGGUUUAUUUGUACAUUGGACAGUUUCACAUGGAGUUGUUGAUGGUUUUAGUGCCAUUGUCACUCUUCUGACCAAACUUUGUGGUCCCACUAUUUAGAAUAGAAACAUAUUUUCGGGUUCAUUUCAAUUACUUUUUAUUUCAUUUUUAUUUUGUCGUUGCUGACUUGUGUGCCUAACACACUGCCAUGCCUCACGCAUCAGCUGAAUCUCAUUUUAUAUACUGUACUUUUUAAAGAGAGAAUUUAUCAUUCUUAACAAAAUUGUUAUGAAGUAUAUGGAGACAAUAUGGCUCCUUUGAAUCUAUCAUUACAAGUGAGAAAAAAACAAACACUUUUUAGCCAACAUGAUUCAUACUUUAUAGUGUAUCCAAUUAUGUUUUAAGCAGUGCCAUAGACCAUGCAAGUAUAUAAGAUUGUUUCAUAUAUAGCACUCACAUUAUUAUUAUUCUAACUUAUUUCUAUGUAAUGAUAUUAUGGUUCUGAAUGUGAUGUUUUUAGAUAGGCUUUGGUAUUCUUUAAAAAAUGUCAAGGUCUUUUUUUUCUUCUUUUUUUUACUGCAUUAUGGUGCCAAGUAUACACAAAAUGAAGUGUGAAAAGUCAACAUAAAAUACACCAGUCCAACUGAUAGAUAAAGGCCUUGAUUUAACAUUGUAAAAAAAAAAACUUUAAAAAAAACGCUAAAGGCAGGAAAGACUUGAGAGAAUUGCUUUUUAAUUUUGUAUGUAGCCUUCAACAGCCUUCAUUGCUAUGUUGCAAAUAAUUUCCUCUCAUCGCUCGUUAGAGCAUUAAACUGCAAUUAGGGGAGGCUGUUGUUGAAAAGCGAACGUUUCCUGUUAUUGAUUUAAUUUACUACACUACAGAGCUCAGACUGUGUGAAGCCGUUAGAUUGCUCCUUGAGUUUUCCGUCUAAAUCACCGCAAGUUGAAAUGAUUUUGUGCCUGCUGCAGACUUCAUGUUGUCUUGACAGUGUGAUUUGGUUCGUGGGCAAAACUGCUUGUGUUUCCCGCUGGUCACGUGUUAAGAGAAGCGGCAGUUUGUUCACUCCUUUCAGCAGAUAGAGAUUAUAUUCUACCCAAUGGACGGCAUGGCCUCUAGUGUUGAUUAUGCGGUUCUCAAGCAAUAAAACCAUUAGAACUAAA